CUUAGCUGACCUAGUUUCAACGCGUUUGCUCCAAAUCGAUUCUUGACUACAUUAAGUACGGAUACGAGUGAAAGAUUACACCUGCAUUGAAAAGCAAACAAUGGCUGACUUCCACGUGUCCUUCCACAUCGCCAUGGUGAUUGCGGCGGUGCUAGGUGAGCUGGUGAGCUUCAUGUUCUUCAACGGGCACAGCGCCUGGGGGCGCCGUAUCGGAGACCGCUACCUCAUCACCGCCUUCGUCUGCCAGGCCGUUCUAGUUGUCAUACUCAAGUGGAUCAUUGAUCAUUACUUUAGCGUCCAUGGCUGGAAAGACAGCGCAAUCUUGGCCCUGUGGUUGGCCGCCAUUUACGCCACCCUUGAGGCGCCACACGUUGUUCAUGACCACCACAGCCUCUCCUACUUCUUUGCGCAUGCGCUGCACAAGUUUGCUGUCCUGUUUGUCAUGAUAUUUUCUCUACACCAUUUUAGAAACUACUAAUGUUUUAAACGCAUUUGAGAAAGUUGAUUGUACUGUAUCAAUCUUACCUCAUUAGGCAUUGCACUAGGCUUUGUUUUGUAAUGACAGACAUAAAGCAUUUGAUUUCUUACUCCUUUCAUUUUGAUUGUGAUUGGCGAACCAAAUCACUUUAACGAAAUUAAUGCUGUAUAUUUUUUGACAUCGUCAAUUUAUGUAUUUGUGUAUGUUCUUUUAAUUCGUUUUUUUUACGUUGACUCAUAAUUUUCUUGUCUAUGUAAUGAACAGUGUUCCGAAAAGUUUUGUAAUAAAACAUUGAAACAUACAAUUU
Molecule: messenger RNA, 785 nt
Organism: Dreissena polymorpha
Lineage: Eukaryota; Metazoa; Mollusca; Bivalvia; Myida; Dreissenidae
Exons: 3
Coding region: 101-478 (125 amino acids)
Source: RefSeq, a predicted model, not a curated record